AUGGUUGCUACUCAACGAUCGGACGAUGAAGCUGCCACUAAGAGCUAUGGGAUCACGAAGCCUCUCUCUGUUGCUGGUCCUUCGAAGGCUGAUCUUAAGCGUAAUUUAGAGCUGGAAAAGUUUCUGGUUGAUGAGGGGCUCUAUGAGAGCGAGGAUGAAACUAUGCGGAGAGAGGAAGUUCUGGGACGCAUUGAUCAGAUUGUAAAACACUGGGUGAAACAGUUAACUCGUCAGAGGGGAUAUACAGAUCAGAUGGUGGAGGAUGCAAACGCUGUCAUAUUCACUUUUGGAUCUUAUCGCCUUGGAGUACACGGGCCUGGGGCUGAUAUAGAUACUUUGUGUGUUGGUCCAUCCUAUGUUAACCGAGAGGAGGAUUUCUUCACCAUCUUGCGUGAUAUAUUGGCUGAGAUGGAAGAAGUGACAGAGAUUCAACCUGUUACUGAUGCCCAUGUGCCAGUCAUGAAGUUUAAGUUCCAAGGAAUAUCGAUUGAUCUUCUGUAUGCUAGCAUAUCACUUCUAGUUGUGCCACAGGAUCUGGAUAUCUCCAACACUUCUGUGCUGUGUGAUGUGGAUGAACAAACUGUCCGCAGUCUUAAUGGCUGUAGGGUUGCUGAUCAAAUUCUUAAACUCGUUCCCAAUUCCGAGCACUUCCGGACAACUUUAAGAUGCCUGAAGUACUGGGCUAAGAAGCGUGGUGUCUAUUCAAAUGUUACUGGAUUUCUUGGUGGUGUAAAUUGGGCACUUCUGGUUGCACGCCUGUGCCAGCUUUAUCCGAAUGCUAUUCCUAGUAUGUUGGUCUCUCGAUUUUUUAGAGUAUAUACACAAUGGCGCUGGCCGAAUCCAGUCAUGCUUUGUGCUAUAGAAGAGGAUGAGCUUGGAAUUCCCGUCUGGGAUCCACGAAAAAAUCCCCGUGACCGCUUUCAUCUUAUGCCAAUAAUAACUCCUGCAUACCCGUGCAUGAAUUCUAGUUACAAUGUCUCUCAAAGCACACUCCGUGUUAUGACAGAGCAAUUCCAGUUCGGUAACAAAAUCUGUCAGGAGAUUGAGUUAAACAAACAACACUGGAGAUCCUUAUUUGAGCAAUAUAUGUUCUUCGAGGCGUAUAAAAACUACCUUCAGGUUGAUGUACUAGCCGUAGAUGCAGAAGAUUUACUGGCUUGGAAGGGUUGGGUGGAGUCACGGUUCAGGCAGCUUACCUUGAAGAUAGAACGAGACACAAAUGGGAUGUUAAUGUGCCAUCCGCAACCAAAUGAGUAUGUGGACACUUCCAAGCAGUUUCUGCAUUGUGCCUUUUUCAUGGGCUUGCAGAGGGCAGAAGGAGUUGGUGGCCAAGAAUGUCAACAGUUUGAUAUACGUGGAACAGUGGAUGAGUUCAGGCACGAGGUAAACAUGUAUAUGUUUUGGAGGCCUGGGAUGGAUGUGUUUGUUUCUCAUGUUCGUAGACGGCAGCUUCCACUGUUUGUUUUCCCAAAUGGAUACAAAAGGCCUCGGCCAUCCAGGAACCAGAAUCAACAAUGCGGAGAACCUGGUGAGCCUGUUGGUUCUUUGUCCGCCAAUGGUGAGAGACAUGCAAAGAGAAAGAACGACAAUGAAAUGAUGGAUACCAGGCCAGAGAAACCUGAGAAGCGUGCAUCUCUUAGUCCACAUAUUCUAGCUGGAGUUUCUCCUGACAGUAGUGCUAUAACUUGUGGUGGGACUCCUCCGAUUGGCAUUGUGUCAGGUCCUAGAGCCGAAUGCUUAGUAGAUGGUCAUCUUGUUUACAAUGACAAAACUCUUCCAAAUGCAGAAGUCGAGGCGGAAAAAAAUUUCAGGAAAAUCUCAGAACCCAGGAAAUUUUCUCAGUAUGAGCAUAUCUCUGGUAACGAGCAAAUCCUGGAAGUAGACAGUAGGGCUCUGGUUCAAGGUUGUCAUGGACUAGCUGAGUCUGUAGGAAAGGAUGUGAGACCUGAUCCUAGUGUUGUGGUAGCAUGUGAAGGUGGGCAGAAUGAAGAUAUAGGUCGUGAUAUGGGCUCUGAAUCCAUCAAUGACGCUGACACGCAACAUCUUCCAAGCCAACUAAAUCUGAAAGAGGAUGUUUAUGAAGUUGAGAGGGAAUCCAGGUCGGGAGAAAUCACUGAUGACGUUUUGCGGGAUGGAUACUGUGGGCGGAAUCUUGAUCAUGAGGGUUUUUUGACUGCUGCAAAUGUGGAUUCAGCUGUGGAACCUAAAAACAUGCAUUCAGAUGUAUUGUUCAAAAGUGGUUUGUCAGAAGAACUUCAGUCAAAUCAUUUGCUCAGCGGUAUGGGGAGGCCAGAAGAGGGAGCUAGCAGCAGCAGGUUGAGCUUGAAGUCGAUAGUGUGA
Molecule: messenger RNA, 2340 nt
Organism: Microthlaspi erraticum
Lineage: Eukaryota; Viridiplantae; Streptophyta; Magnoliopsida; Brassicales; Brassicaceae
Source: the annotation of a GenBank genome assembly